GCCGGUAAAGCGCUCGCUCUCCAGCUUGACCAAUACGGUUAGCGACGUUUCGCGCCUUCAGCGGUACGCGCCUAUAGGUAGCUAGAGAGGAUCGCGCUCGGUCUGGUCGAGCCUUAAAAUGGUUCGAUUCGCCGGUUUCGAGCUUCAGUACACGGUUCAGUUCCUGCUGCGUUGUGCUGUCCGGUCAAUUAGAAUAGUGUAAGAGCCAGGCGAGGAAGCAAUACUAGCAAGCUACAUAAGCAGAGUACAACACGCUGCUGAGUCCUGCCUUGGACAAAGUCGUCGCUUGAUCAUUGUCACGAUCAGUCACAAAGCGCAAAGCAGGAAAAUACCCUCUGCCUCCGAGAGAUCAGGAAAAAUUUUACGCGAGUGAAGGCGGGUAAGGUGAUCGAGCAACGGAGAAACACUGUUUUUUGUCGGGUCAAGAAGGGUGCUGUUGCUGAAUCGUGUUGUGUAGAAGACAGUCGUGAAGGAAGUGUCGACCGGUGAACGUCGUUGAAGUGUUCCUUAGAGGGGCAAGUGUUUGAGAAAUAAAUUAAAAAUAUUACGACAAGCGAGUGGCGGAACCGCAGACUGAAGAUCGUGUGGGUGCGUUACCGAAAGUUAGUGAGGCGGGGAAAAUAGUGAUCUGUCUGUUGUUAUGGUUGAUGCGCCAAUUGAAAGUGACGACGUUGAGUAAGAGAAUUCGGCCAUCCAGCUCUUCUACGCGGCGGAGGCCUGUCCUCAUUCGUCGAGCAGCGAUCGUUUAGGCAGGACCUACAACGACCUUCUGGCAAUUGCGUCUUAUCCGUGUGGCCAAUAUAAUAGUCAGUGUCUGAAAAACAGUGCCAACUUUUUGUUUUCUGUUUGUGUGUUUCGUCUUGUGAAGAAGCCCGGGCCAAUUACUAGCCAAAACACUUUCGUUCGACUUGGUUCAAAAAGAAGCGUUGCAUCCAACGUAGACCAGAGGCAACCGAUCAUCAGCCAUCGUCGUCAGAACACGCCAUCAUGAACAAGCAGUUUCCAAAACGCCAAGAACCGCCCCAGGCCUCGGUGGCGGUCAAGCUGCUGACAGCCGGAACGGCCGCGUGCUGGGCCGAUUUCAUCACAUUCCCGCUUGACACCGCCAAAGUGCGAUUGCAAGUCCAGGGCGAACAACCGGCUCGCACAGCCCCCCUGACGCAGACGGCCACCGCCAGAGGCGCCACAGCCUACCAGGCAUUCAAAUUGAACCCAUCGGCCAUCCAGGCCAUUCCCGGAGCGCAGCAUGUCCAGUACCGUGGUCUAGUGGGAACCAUCACAACCAUCACCCGGCAGGAGGGCUUCCGCACACUGUACAAUGGCUUGUCGGCGGGACUGCAGCGACAGAUGUGCUUCUCGUCGAUCAGACUGGGCUUGUAUGAUACGGUUAAGGAAUUCUACGGAACUAUCUUCAAAGAAAACGAAGCGGGUCUUCAAAUCAUCACUCGAAUCUGUGCCGGCCUGACGACCGGUGGCCUAGCGGUAGCGCUAGCCCAUCCGACCGACGUGGUCAAGGUGCGCUUCCAGGCGGCCUCCCGCUCGAACAGCAACCGUCGGUAUACUUCCACGCUGCAAGCAUACCGGACGAUACACCGCGAGGAAGGUGUUCGAGGGCUGUGGAAGGGCGCGAUACCGAACAUUGGACGCAAUGCCAUCGUUAAUGUGUCGGAGAUCGUGUGCUACGACGUGGUCAAGGAUUGCCUCCAGCGGUACGCAAACAUCCCGAACGACAUUCGGUUACACUUUAGUUCGGCGGUGGUGGCCGGAUUUGCCGCCACUGUGGUUGCCUCCCCUGUCGAUGUGGUCAAGACUCGGUACAUGAACUCGCCCAAGGGUCAGUACCGGGGAGCGCUCGACUGUGCCAUCAAGAUGGGCCGCCAGGAGGGAGCGGCCGCGUUCUACAAAGGUUUUGUGCCAUCGUUUGCUCGGCUUGUCUCGUGGAACGUUGUCAUGUGGAUAACGUACGAGCAGUUGAAGAUGAUUGUGUUUAAAUCUUAAUGGGGUGGAACGCUGCUUUAAGGAUAUUAUAAGUUAUUUUUACACUUUUUUAACAUAGACUGGACACUUAGAGAGUCGUAUAUUUUUUAUAUUUUAUGACUAUGAAGAAUAUUGUGAUGUAUCAAAAGAGAAAAAAAACGAAUAUUGUAAACGUGAAUAAUUUCUAUAAAGAGUAUAUUUUGACAAACGA
This is a messenger RNA of Aedes aegypti (yellow fever mosquito), 2188 nucleotides long. Its product is annotated as mitochondrial uncoupling protein 2. Bases 988 to 1998 code for a protein of 336 amino acids. The record is from RefSeq and is a predicted model, not a curated record. Gene Ontology annotation, biological process: mitochondrial transmembrane transport; response to cold; adaptive thermogenesis. NCBI's taxonomy places the organism in Eukaryota, Metazoa, Arthropoda, Insecta, Diptera, Culicidae. The transcript is spliced from 4 exons. Gene Ontology annotation, molecular function: oxidative phosphorylation uncoupler activity.